GGAACCACAGAGCAGAGUAUCCAUUUCUCAAGAUUUUGCCAAAAGCUAAGCUUAGCUAAGCUCUGCUAGCGCAUGGCUUGAUUUUACCGAAACACCCCUACCAGUCAACCUUCUUCCCUUCUGUCUACCCGUAAUUAUGCCCAAAUCCCUGUCCUCUUCCGUCCAAAACUGAAGCCAUCCCCUUCGGUCACAGUCCAGUCCCGGUCCCAGUACCCCCACUGCAGACACCACAGUCGGGGAGAGAGUGAGGAUUUAGAGAGCGAUUUGAGAUCGGUGGGAGCUGAUAAUGGACGGUGGAAGAGCGGAGGCGGAGCGGUGGCUCACGGCGGCGGAGAAGCUCCUGGCCACGCGCGACUUUCAUGGGACCAAGAGCUUUGCGAUCCGGGCCCGCGAGUCUGACCCCAGGCUGGAGGCGGCCGAUCGCAUGCUCGCGGUGGUCGACACCCUCCUCGCCGGCGAGUGCCUCAUCAACGGCCAGCAGCCCGAUUGGUAUGCCAUCCUCCAGCUCGGCCACCUCACCCAGAGCGUCGAGCUCAUCGCCGACCACUACCGGCGCCUUGCCCUCCUCCUCAACCCCGAGCGCAACCACUUCCCCUUCGCGGAUCAGGCCUUCAGGCUCGUCUCCGAGGCCUGGAACGUCCUCUCCAACCCCAACAAGAAGGCAUUUUAUGACAACGAGCUCCGCAUGAUCCAGCUCGGCCAUCUAGGGUUUCAGCCGCCCCCCAAGAAGAGCCCCAGGAACAAGGAGCCGCACGCCCCCCCACCCGCUUCCCAGGAGGAGCGGCCACCCAUCUUCGAGAAUGGCGCUGAGCCGUCUCGGCAGCAAGGCCGCGUGGGUCGCCCCCCAGCGGCGUCUUCGUCGGCGGCUCCUCCGCCGGCCGACUCCACUGACUCGGAGAGCUUCUGGACCGCGUGUCCUUACUGCUACAUGAUCUACGAGUACCCUCGGGUUUAUGAGGACUGCGCUCUCAAGUGCCAGGGCUGUGAACGAGCAUUCCAGGCGGUGGAGGUGGCGCCUCCGCCGGUGACCGCCAAGGAUACCUUCUACAACUGCUGGGCAUAUUUCCCGUUAGGAUUUACAGGAAAUGAUAAGGGCCCUGGCGACGGUCCCAGUUGGAAGCCUAUGUCAUCUAUGUUCAUCCCUCCCCCACAGAAACCGAAGAAACGGGGACAAAGGGCUGGUAAUACUGGCCCACGGGUCUACUACGAUGAUGAUGACAUCUACGUAGAGGUCUCAGACCCGAGCGACGACUCUGAUGAUGCUGACUGGAAUGGUUCUACAAAGAAGAAAAGGGGAAGACCUGCGAAAGUGAAGAGCCCUGCGAGCAAGAGUGUCACCAAGAAAACCCCGGCAGAGAGACAGGGCAGUGCCGGACAAAUCCCCACGGAGCAGAGCACUGUUGGUGGUGCAGAAAAUGUGGGAGCCAGGUCCACUGGGCAGCCCGUGGAGCGUGCUGAGACUAGCCGGAAGGGACCGGGAAACCCCACGAGGAAGCAAACGGGGCGAGGAGCAAAAGCCCUGGGGAAGCUCGACUUGAAUGUGGAGUUCAGCAAUGAGGUGGAAGAGCCUGCGCGGGCAGUGAGCGGUGGGAAUGGGAGAGGGCACGGGGAGGAGGACAACAUCGAGGGGACAGGUUUCUUCGAGGGCCUGGACGAGUUCCUAAGUAGUCUGCCUAUACUUUCUGUUGUGAAUGAUGAUAAAGUUAAGGCUGCUUAAUAAUUAGGUGAAAUGAGCUAGCGAGUAAGGCUGCUUUGCUGCUCCCUCUUCUUAAUGUUUUUGUAGGGCUGUCUUUGCUUGUUUGUUUGUACUUUGUUGUAUUUAAACAUGUAGAAGUUUGGGCGGUAUGCAUGCUCGCCCUGUUCCUUGUAGUUAAUUUAGUGUAUAUUUUGCGAGAGCAAUUUCAGCCCCCCCGGUCUCUGCUUCUUCGGGUUUAUUUAUCUCUUUUUGCGAGGUAGGAGGACUAGGUGGUAAUGAUGGAAUGUAUUGAACUGUUGUUUGCUCUCCCGCUACCUUUAAGCAUGUUUGUAUUUGCCUUGAAGCAUCAAGAUAGAAAAUGGUGAUGAGAAUGCAAGCCACCAAAAUUAUGGGUGGUCUCAUCUACUGUGAAGUUAGUCAGGGCUGCCAACUACUGGUAAAGCAUCUUUUUGUUUUGCUUUUGGUUGUGAUGUUGAAUGGGCUAUACAUGUCAAGGUAGCAUGCUUAAAAUAGUGUUUUUGGACUGUUGAAUCCAAGGGCAUGACUUGGAAGAGUUCCUUCUGAUAUGAGACAUCAUGAAAUCAACAAUUAGAUACACCUGUGUAGGGCGUGUCGAGAUAAUCAGACUACAAGAAUACUGCUCGAUAUCCUGUUCUUAGGGAUCUCUCAGUUAUGACAAACUGUAUUCUUCCUUUUCCCUUUAUCCAUUUGGUAUUUUUCAAAAACAAAGUUUCUGAUCAAUUUUCUGUGGUCUGGUGAUUUCUCUAGCUCAGACUAGAGAAUAGAGAUGCUGUUGCAGGGACUUCAUACUUGCAAGAAUACCAGAUGGAGGAACAUUUUUGAUGCCUUGGAGUCAGGUGUAUUUUUCAUUUGACAUUGCAGGAGGCAAGUCCUGGCUGAACAUUCAUAAUUCAUAAUCAAAGCAACAAGCUAGUUGAAGCUCGUCAUCUUCUGGAGGAGACCUCGCCUGAAGUGCCCAAACUGUCUGAACCGGAAUUCCCCGACCUCCCAAAUAUCCCAGGUUUGCCCAAGGUCGAAGUGCCUCAGUUUCCUGGAUUCCCAAGUGUGCCCAAGUUUGACUUCCCAUCCAUCCCAAAACCUGAGAUACCAGAUUUUCCCGACUUGCCCGACGUCCCCGAGCUCCCUAAGCCAACGGUGCCAUAGAUGAGCUCGCAUAACACCCAUGAGCUAGGCACUGAAAAAGAAGAAAAAGAAAGCAUGUACUAGAGUAACGUGUCCUUUAGUAUUUGACGUUAUAAUAUAUGAGUUUGAUCCGUGGGAGAUCAGUUUCGUGUCUCUGUCAGUCUAUGUUGUUUCAUGUUACUCUCGAGGUUGAGUUGUGAUUGGUGGGAAUAUAUCAUGUUUGUUACUGUCUAGCCAUAAUAUAGUAAAAUCUCGAGUUCUUGUGUU
Punica granatum (pomegranate) is the source of this 3106-nucleotide messenger RNA. The record is from RefSeq and is a predicted model, not a curated record. Lineage: Eukaryota; Viridiplantae; Streptophyta; Magnoliopsida; Myrtales; Lythraceae.